This is a messenger RNA of Hippocampus comes (tiger tail seahorse), 1708 nucleotides long. Its product is annotated as 5-aminolevulinate synthase, erythroid-specific, mitochondrial-like. The coding region runs from base 130 to 1689 and encodes 519 amino acids. The record is from RefSeq and is a predicted model, not a curated record. Gene Ontology annotation, biological process: heme biosynthetic process; hemoglobin biosynthetic process; erythrocyte development. Gene Ontology annotation, molecular function: pyridoxal phosphate binding; 5-aminolevulinate synthase activity. Gene Ontology annotation, cellular component: mitochondrion; mitochondrial matrix. NCBI's taxonomy places the organism in Eukaryota, Metazoa, Chordata, Actinopteri, Syngnathiformes, Syngnathidae. The transcript has 8 exons.
CAAUGUGCAUGGGUGGGGGCAGAGGUGAUCGCUAAAUGCACCAAUAAAUGUGUGGACUCUUUUGACCAUCUGCCUACUUGCGCUUUUGAAGUUCGUCCUCAGUGCAGGUCAACAGAGAGAGAACACAACAUGGCAGCUUUCCUCCACCACUGCCCCUUCUUCAAGUCGGCCACGAAACCAGCUUUGAGGAGAUCAAGCCCAUUGCUGUCCCUGGCCAACCAGUGUCCCAUCAUCGCACGUCAGAUCAGCGUCUGCAAGUCAGCCGCCUUGGAGGCCAAGCUGAGCGGCUCCCCGGCCGGCCUCGACUGUCGCCAGCUUCCCACGCUGGAGCAAAAGAGGACGUUUGCUCAAACAGCUCCUCAGGUGGCAGAGCCGGCAGUGUCCAAGGCUUGCCCUUUCGUCACCUCUCGCAUUGGAAUGGUCCAAGCCAGCCCUGAAGUGCAAGAGGAUGUCCGAGAAGGUGUGAUGAUCUCUCUGUUGAAGGAUUUAAAAGAGUCGAUUUUCCCUAAAUCCCCUCAAGACAUCACCGUCAGUCACCUCUUCAAAGACAACAUGGCUGGGCCCAGCUAUGAUUACGACUGCUUCUUCUCUGAAAAGAUCGCCGAGAAGAAGAAGGACUACACUUAUAGAAUCUUUAAGACGGUAAAUCGGAGCGCCGGCUCAUUUCCCUUCGCUGAGGAUUACUCUUUGUCCGACCGCGGGGGCUCCCGAGUGUCUGUGUGGUGCAGCAACGACUACCUGGGGAUGAGUCAGCACCCCCGGGUCCUCAGUGCCAUGAGUGUUCAUAAAUCACACCUUGACACAGAUAGCAGAAAGCGGAGGAACACAAUUUUUGCUUCUGAAACUGAAAUGCGUUAUUUCAAGAGGCAUUAUUAUUGUGACUAUUUCAGUUUUAAAUCAUUUCUUUGCAUAUCUACAAAAGGUCCAUCGGUCAAAUUUACUAUUAGCGUUAGUUGUCAGGCACAUCCCAUGGGAGGAUGUGUCAUCAAAAGUCCAUCCAUCCAUCUAUUUUCUGAUCCGCUUAUCACCCUCUUCACUUUGGCCAGAAUGCUGCCAGGCUGCGAGAUCUACUCGGAUGCCGGCAACCACGCCUCAAUGAUUCAGGGCAUCAGGAACAGCGGAUCCCAGCGCUUCAUCUUUCGUCACAACGACAGUCGACACCUUGAGGAGCUUCUGCAGCGCUCGGACCCAAUGACGCCCAAAAUAGUCGCAUUUGAGACAGUGCAUUCAAUGGACGGAGGCAUUUGUCCAUUAGAGGAGCUGUGCGAUGUUUCUCAUCGUUACGGAGCUCUGACGUUUGUUGACGAGGUUCACGCCGUCGGCCUGUAUGGAGCCCAUGGAGCCGGAGUUGGGGAGAGGGACAGCGUCAUGCACAAGAUUGACAUUGUGUCUGGGACUUUAGGCAAGGCCUACGGCUGUGUGGGAGGCUACAUCGCCAGCAGCGCCGCCCUGGUGGACACAGUGCGAUCCUUUGCAGCUGGCUUCAUCUUCACCACCGCCCUGCCCCCCAUGGUGCUGGCCGGAGCCCUGGAGUCCGUGCGGGUCCUUAGGGGCCCCGAGGGGCAAUCCCUGCGCAGAGCCCACCAAAGGAACGUUAAACACAUGAGGCAGCUGCUCAUGGAUAAGGGCCUGCCUGUGGUCCACUGUCCUAGCCACAUCAUCCCCAUACGGGUAUGGAGGUUUGCCUAAAAAAAUUACAAAUAAAUAA